Messenger RNA from Gadus macrocephalus (Pacific cod), 2508 nucleotides. RefSeq names its product mucin-5AC-like. Lineage: Eukaryota; Metazoa; Chordata; Actinopteri; Gadiformes; Gadidae. The record is from RefSeq and is a predicted model, not a curated record. The coding region runs from base 315 to 1910 and encodes 531 amino acids. The transcript has 10 exons.
CUGCACCAACAACUGCUGCACCAACAACGACAACAGCUGCACCGACAACGACAACCGCUGCACCCACCACGACAACUGCUGUACCGACCACGACGAUUGCCGCACCUACACCAACAACCGCUGCACUAACGACAACGACUGCUGCACCAACGACUACGACUGCUGCACAAACGACAACGACUGCUGCACCAACCACAACAACUACUGCACCAACGACAACAACUGCUGCACCAACAACAACUAAUGCACCGACGACAACAACUGCUGCACCGACAACGACAACUGCUGCACUAACAACCACAACUGCUGCACCAAUGACAACAACUGCUGCACCAACAAGUGCUGCACCAACGACAAUAACCGCUGCAUCAACAACGACAACUGCCGCACCAACGAGGACAACCGCUGCACCAACAACAACAACUGCUGUACCGACAACGACAAUUGCCUCACCAACAACGACAACUCCUGCAGUCCCAACUACUACUGCCGCACCAGCGGGCCCUCAAGAACCUCCUACAGUAAACGAAGGUUCUCGAGAUGUGUCAUUCAGUUUGCAACGCCCGUUUGAAAGCGCUUUGUCAGAUUCUGAUUCCCCAGAGUUUCAGUCGUUGGCUGAUGAAGUCACAAGAGAGGUAAACAAUGGCUACAAAUUGAGAUUUCCUGGCACUUUUUCCCGCUCUCUAGUAAGGUCUUUCACGAACGGCUCGGUCAUUGUGGAUUUGACUGUAGUCUUCACCAACCUAACAGUUGUUCCAAAUGGAACCGUUGCAGUGGAGACACUGAUUCAAGCAUUAGCCACCGGCACUACCAACCUAGCUGUGAUCGUAUCUACUAUUACCUUGAGCCAAACAGCAUCAACUGCAGCACCAACAACGACUACUGCUGCACCAACGACAACAACUGCUGCACCAACGACAACAACUGCUGCACCUACGACAACAACUGCUGCACCAACGACGACAACGGCUGCACCAGACUCUACAGAGUCUCCUGCAGCAGAUGAAGGCACUUUGGAUUUGAGUUUCAGUUUGACACGCACAUUUCAAAGCUCUUUGUCAGAUCCUACUUCCCCAGCCUAUCGUGUGCUGACUAAUGAAGUCACAAGAGAGGUUAACAAAGGCUACAGAUUUUUUUUUCCAAGAACAUAUUCCCGAUCUGUUGUUAGGUCUUUUCGUAAUGGCUCAAUCCUUGUGGAAAUGAUCCUGGUCUUCCAAAACCAAACAGUGGUUCCGACCGGAGUCCUGGCAGAGCAGGCACUGCAGGCCUUAAUAUCCUCAGGUAUCACCAACCUAACUGGACUGGACCUUUCUACUAUUACCGCAAGACAAACAGCAUCAACUGCAGCACCAACAACGACUACUGCUGCACCAACGACAACAACUGCUGCACCAACGACAACAACUGCUGCACCUACGACAACAACUGCUGCACCAACGACGACAACGGCUGCACCAGACUCUACAGAGUCUCCUGCAGCAGAUGAAGGCACUUUGGAUUUGAGUUUCAGUUUGACACGCACAUUUCAAAGCUCUUUGUCAGAUCCUACUUCCCCAGCCUAUCGUGUGCUGACUAAUGAAGUCACAAGAGAGGUUAACAAAGGCUACAGAUUUUUUUUUCCAAGAACAUAUUCCCGAUCUGUUGUUAGGUCUUUUCGUAAUGGCUCAAUCCUUGUGGAAAUGAUCCUGGUCUUCCAAAACCAAACAGUGGUUCCGACCGGAGUCCUGGCAGAGCAGGCACUGCAGGCCUUAAUAUCCUCAGGUAUCACCAACCUAACUGGACUGGACCUUUCUACUAUUACCGCAACAACAACCACCUCAGGAGGACCCACUCUGAAAAUGACCACCACAACUGCAUUUUGUUUGCCUAUCUUCUUGACGGUCAUCAAAGGACUGUUGUUCAGUACAUAGAACACUCUUGUAUUAUAUUGAAUGUAUAAUAUUUUUUUCCUAAGCCUAGUUUACCAUGACAUCAACAUAGUUCAUUUGGAGGCAGCAACAACUUUUUAGAUUGAGAAUAGAAUAACAUAAUUGUCAUAAGUAAGAAUCCAUUUAGAUAAUAGUAAGAAUAAGUUGACAACUAUUUCCACUGCUUAGCAGUGUGAUUUCAACAACCAUUUCAACAUAUUUGUUUCUUCACCAUGAUAGAACAAAGUGGGAACUAAAAUACAAAAGAAAGCAAAUGAAUAACAUUUGCCAGAAUAAAAUGUAUUAUUUUCAGCUCUGCAAUUCUAGCCAGGAACUAAAAGAUAAUUCAAACAUUUGGCAAAAACAAUGAAUGAAAAAAACGAAUAAAUGUUAUCAUAUUUUUAUAAAUUAGAUAUAUUAUAUUUAAUCACAUGUUGUUGUUAUUUUUAUUACAGAAAAACAGGCAUUGUCUAUAAAGAUGUAGCCGACUUAAAAUUAGAUGUUUAUCGGGGGGGCACUUUGUCUUGGUGUUGCCAAUAAAAUGUAUCCUAUGUUGUAUCUGCAUAUUUCACUGCUCAUUAAUAAACACAAUAAGCUAUAA